Molecule: messenger RNA, 2409 nt
Organism: Rangifer tarandus platyrhynchus (Svalbard reindeer)
Lineage: Eukaryota; Metazoa; Chordata; Mammalia; Artiodactyla; Cervidae
Source: the annotation of a GenBank genome assembly
AUGGAUCUGCCCGUGGAUGAGUGGAAAUCAUACAUACUUCAGAAGUGGUCUUUGCUCCCCAAGUCCAUUCAGGUCACCAUUUCUACAGCAAAGACUUUGAACGAUCUCUUUCUUCACUCAUCUCCGCUUCUUCAACCUGAGGAUGAGAUGUUUUUAAAAAGGCUUUCUGGAGGUUACCUUGUUGGAAAGGACCCCGACGCUUCCCUUUUCUACAGAGAAAAAGGAAACAAAAAAUUUCGGGAGAAGGAUUAUAUGGGAGCCACAGUGCUGUACUCUAAGGCAGUGUCGCAUUCGGGGCCCAGCUCUACGGACAUGUCACUGUGUUAUGCCAAUCGCUCCGCAGCCCUCUUCCACCUGGGUCAGUAUGAAACAUGCCUUAAAGACAUCGUCAGAGCACAGACGCAUGGGUAUCCAGAAAGAUUGCAACCCAAGCUGCUGUUGCGUAAGGCAGAGUGUCUGGUGACCCUGGGGAGACCACAGGAGGCAAGCCAGACCAUCAGUGAUCUUGAAAGUAACUUUGCUGCCAAGGCAACCCUCUCAGCUUCCCAAUUUCAGAUUCUGCAGAGAACCCUCUGUCGUGUGAAAGUGAAGGUACAAGAAAAGGAGAAUCUCCCAGAAAUCUUCCCAGAGGCUCUAACCAAAACCUUUGAGGGUGUGGACCUAAGGGAAGAGAAUGAACAAAUUCCCAGUGCCUCGUCCUCUGUCAGCUUACAUAUAGACCCUUUAAAAGGCCGCUAUCUGGUUGCCACAAAAGAUAUCCUCCCAGGAGAGCUUCUGGUGAAAGAGGAUGCUUUUGUGAGUGUCCUUAACCCAGGAGAAAUGCCACCGCGACGUCAUGGCCUGGAGAGCAAGUGGGACAUCCAAGUGACCAACGGGGACCUUCACUGCCACCGAUGUCUGAGGCGCACUCUGGCCCCGGUUCCCUGUGAUGGCUGCAGCUAUGCCAAGUAUUGCAGCCAGGCGUGUAUGCAGCAGGCCUGGGAUCGCUACCAUAGUGUGGAGUGUUCUCUGGGGGCUCUGCUGCUCACACUGGGCGUGUUUUGUCAUGUUGCCCUGAGGUCGACUCUCUUAGCUAGGUUUGAGGAUGUUGACAAAGUCAUAAAGAAACUCUGUGGUGAGAUGAGUAACCAGGGCAUCUGCUUACCUGAAAGCAGGGAUCCAGCACAGAUACUCAAAUAUGACCUGAGAGGAGAGGGAGAAAAAAAGGAUAAAGCAGUUGAGACCCCAAUUCCUGGAUGUGAUAUUAAUGGGAAAUAUGAAAGGAAUUAUAAUGCCGUCUUCCACCUUUUACCCCAUACUGAAAACCAUAGCCCUGAGCACAAAUUCCUCUGUGCUGUAAGUGUUUCUGCACUGUGCAGGCAGCUCGAAGCAGCCAGUUUGCAGGCCUUCACAACAGAUCUGCAACCAACUAAGCUGAAAGCUGCAGAGACUCCUGUGUUGUGUGCAGAGCUGAACGUUUGGGGAGUGGCCAUGCUGAGACACAUGUUACAGCUGCAGUGUAAUGCUCAGGCAAUAACGACCAUCCAGCAAACAGGAUCUAAAGAGAACCUCAUUACCGACACCCAGCAGGUGCGCCUUGCCACAGCCCUCUUCCCUGUCGUCAGCCUCCUGAACCAUUCCUGCAGCCCCAACACCAGCAUGUCCUUCUUUGGCACCAUCGCCACCAUUCGGGCAUCACAGCUGAUUAGAAGAGGGCAGGAGAUCUUCCACUGCUACGGACCACACGAGAGCAGGAUGGGCGUUGCUGAGAGGCGCCAGAAGCUGAGGUCUCAGUAUUUCUUUGACUGCAACUGUCCACCUUGUGAACGUGAGAGGCAGAAACCCUCGGCGGGGCCUGGUCGGGAAGCCUUUCGUUGUCACCGUUGCAGAGCGCUCCUGCAGGGAGAUGAUGUUCUGAGCUGUGGCGGCCCAGCUUGUACGGAAUCACUUGGCAGAGGCCUCCUGGUCUCCCGGCUUCAGGACCUUCAGCGGCAGGUGGGGGCGGCCCAGAAGCGUCUCAGAAAUGGCAGACUAGAGCUCGCCAUUCAGCUGUUGCUGGGGUGUCAGAGUGAUGCCGAGAGCUUCCUGUCUGCAGACCACAGCAUGGUGGGAGAAAUCGAGGACACCUUGGCCCAGGCCUAUGCUGCCUUAGGGGACUGGGAGAAGUCAGCGACCCACCUUCAGGAGAGUCUCCGAGUGGUGGAAGUCCACCACGGGCCAUCAAGUGUGGAGAUGGGCCAUGAGCUCUUCAAACUGGCCCAGGUCUUCUUCAAUGGGUGUGCAAUACCCGAAGCUCUGAACACAAUACAGAAGGCAGAGAAGGUCCUGUUGGUACAUUAUGGCCCUUGGAAUGACGAGAUCCGGGAGCUACAAAAGAUGAAAUCCUGUUUGUUGGACUUGCUGUCCAUCCCUGGGGGACCUAAGGAAUAG